AUGGACGAGUUCUCAGAUGCAGAAACGUCGGACCAUAGCGACGAUACAGAUGAUGACACCGAUGAUUCCAAUGAAGUCGGGCCCCCUCGCAAUGUGUUUGCCCCUGGCCAAGAGUGCACAGUCGGCACGGGGCGCAUCUUCCCUACCAAGUUCAAUCCCCCAAAUCCAAGUGACACGCCGAACUCGCUUUUCCCACUCACCAGAUCUGAGAGGGCCAGUCCACCUGUAUAUCGGUUCAUUCGUCGCGGCCAAACCAACCAAUUCCCGGUAUACACAGAUGGCGCGUGCUUGGACAACGGUGGUGCAAACCCAAGAGCCGGUUGUUGUUUCGUUUACAGAAAUACUAUGCGGGACCCCCAAGUUUGUGGCUAUAUAAGCUUUCCGCUGGAGAAGCAAGGUCCUACGGGCAUUGAGCAACCGCAAACAAGCAAUCGGGCUGAAUUGCGCGCUGUCAUUUCGGCUACUCGAUUUCGAUACUGGCCUGGCGAAGGUUGUACUUGUCUAGUCAUUGCUACUGAUUCGGAAUACGUGAACAACUGGAAGACGAAAGUGGGAGCGCCUGUCAAAAAUAAGGCUCUUUGGAAGUGUUUACUCGGGGAGGUGGAACGGUGGGAUGAGAAAGGAAUGCGGGUUCAAUUCUGGCGUAUUCCAGGACAAUGGAAUACAGAGGCAGACCAGCAUGCUAAAGAAGCUGCUAAUCAGGAUACGUCCCAGGUAUUCCAGGACAUCCUUGGUGCCCUUGUUUGA
Molecule: messenger RNA, 747 nt
Organism: Penicillium concentricum
Lineage: Eukaryota; Fungi; Ascomycota; Eurotiomycetes; Eurotiales; Aspergillaceae
Exons: 2
Coding region: 1-747 (248 amino acids)
Molecular function (GO): RNA-DNA hybrid ribonuclease activity; nucleic acid binding
Source: RefSeq, a predicted model, not a curated record